AAAGUUCCAGGAUAGAGAACGGUAAUUAUAAGUUUUUUUGAAGUGCGCAAAAAAGUUUUUGUAAUUUUAAAAUAAAUUUUUCUGAAGAAAGUAGUUGAUGAAAAGUGUAAAGCAAAGCGCAAAACAGUUGACUUCGGUUUGUAGAGCUGCCAAAAAUGAGGUCAGACGCAGUUUCUGGCUUACACGCUGUUUACAACACAAAGGGCUCUCAUUUAUUGUUUUGGGCUUGGUCCUUCGAUCCCGCUUGAAAGUGUGCAGUGGUAUAAGCCUGCGGUAUUCCGCAUACCACCUUCGUUGAUUCGCAGCAAGAGGAACUCCAAUUAAGUGCUUAUAAAUAUCGAAUUAAAGUCAAUUUGCAAAUAAUAGGCUAAUAUUUUUGUGGCUCGAAUGUAUAAAGGAAUUUAGAUGUCAUCUGCUGUAGGUUUCGUUUGAACUUUUUUGUUAUGUUUUAACAAAAAUAUUCUUUAUUCAGUUUUCUAUUCAAUCGGAAGGAAAAUUUUAGAAACACAUUUUUUAGUUUUGAUUUCUAAAAAUUUACAAAAUUUAUAAUUGAUGAAAGUUUGUUUAUGCAAUUCAGCCGUAGAAUACGUUUGAACUUAUUUUAUCGACUAUGAAUAUUUUUUUUGUUACUUAUUUUAUGGUUAUUUGACAAACAUGCAGAAAAUGUGUGUCGAUUGUACUCUAAUUUUUCUCCUGUAACUUCUAUUGAUUAAAUUUUAAGGGCCAAACAAUCAAGAAAAGAUUUGCCGAACCAUUAUCUGAAGCUGAACGGUACGUCAUUUUGAGAUAACUUACAACUCAGCCGAGUAGAAGUUGAAAGAAUCUUCAGUUUAACUAGCAAGUAAUGGAUAAUUGUUUACACCAGGAAACUUGUCAACUGUUGGUUGGUUUGAUCAAAACUUAUCGACACUUAAUCUGGAGUAAAUGAGUGAAAUUGGUCAAAAUCUGUUUAUUUUCAGUUGUUUUUGCCUUAACAUGCAAACUUAGAGGUAGGCCCAGUUCCCCCGUGGAAUCAAGUCAAAGACCCUCUAAACCGUAUGCGUCACUCUUCGAAAUCUAACUGAAAUUCGAUUAAGACACUGUAAUUGAGUUACCAUUCGCUUCUUUUGCUCCUUUGUUACAAAAUACCCGCAAGCAUUUCUUCACAAUACUGGUUGUAAUUUAUCCUGGCGCUGAUUAAACACCAAGAUUGAUAGUAAAAUGGUCUAAAAAAUCAAAAACGUGAUUUUUAGAACCAGAGCUACCAGUGCUGUAAAAAUCAUUAACUGUUGAACCAAUCUGUUAUCCAACAGGUUAUUAUAAACAACAAAAUGGCAAAAUGAAGCUUUUUAAAUUAUAAAUUUUUUCGGUGUCCAGGCUACUUUACCAGCAAGUCACCAUACUGCUAUUUUAGUUCUAAAUUCCAGCACAAUUGUACUAAAUUGAAGUUUUUCCAUUACUUUGUAUUAUUUUGACUGACACACCUCUACGAAUUUGAAACAGAGAGAAAAACGUAAUAUCAAUAUUUAUUUACAGAGUCAAAUAUUUUGACAAUUUGGACGAAUUUACGUGAAAUUCAAUUUCAUUUCAUUGAAAAUUUUCGUUAAUCAAAUUAUUCCCAAUUCAAUUGCUUCUUUUUGAAUCAUGUGAGAAGUAUCACAGUUUCAUUGAGUUAUAUCUUUUUAAUUGGGAGUAUUAUAGUUCAUCUUAAUUAGCUAAUUUUGGGAAAAUUGAACUGCCCUUGACCAGAUCAGAUUCAAUCAUGAUUGCCGAGUCCAAGUCGUAUCUGGACUAUGUGCUCGACUACUUCCUGGUACUGACUGCCCUUUGCACCAUCUUCAUCUGUUGUGCCUGCUCACUGUACGCAGUCUACAUGGGAGGAAUGAAACACGUCUUCAGAUUCGUAUCCCUCAAUUUAGUAUUCUGUAUUGUAGUCACAAAUGUAGCUGGCAUACCAAGGUUACUUCUUACAAAUGACCAGCUGAAAUGUGAAGUAGCAGCGAUAGUGGAUCAUUAUUUCUGGAUCGCCCAGAAUUGCUGGCUAUGUUCGUUGGCGUUUGAGAGUUUCAAAAAUAUGCCACUGAUUUCGCCAAGUGUGGAUUUCAGAAGACGUGCCAUUUUGCACGCUAUUUUAUGCUAUGUGUCUCCUACGGUUUUGUUGAGCGUGACAGCAGUGGCCCACUACUCCCAGUCUUACUGGCUCGGAUUCCUCUAUGGCAGUCGCUUCUGUUCUCUCUCUAAUGUCGGCCUGUUCAUCUUCGCCUCGAUUCUUCCGACCGCUCUGACGCUUGUCCUCUCAAUAUUUUUCCUCUUAGUGGCCAUCUACAGAUUCCAACCUGCGAAACAAGCAGACGCCCAGUUACGUAAUACUACCUUCUCCCUCGAGAUCGAAAAGACGCGCAAGUGGCUGAUUACGUCAUUGAUGUUCAUAUUCGUGGCAGGAAUCUGCUGGUGCAUCCAUCUGUUCUACAGUGUGUUGAGAGUGACGUUGGCCUUCUAUUUCUCAGUGUUUCUGGACCAACUGAGGACCACGCUGGUCAGUCUGCUCUUCAUGUACAAUGUGAGAGCGGAGCGUAGUCUGGACCGAAAAAUAUUCUGGGAAAAAGUGCGGAUCAACACUUCCAGUCGCAUGUCUUCAAUGCAUUCGUUCCACAGCACACCCAUCCGCAAAAUUCCACAGAGCCAAGACUUCUCUGGCCAGACAGCCAAACUUCAAAGCCAGUUCUACAAUUCCAACUGCAAGUCCAUGUAUGAGUUCGGUGCAUACCACACGGCGCCCAGAUCCAACCAGUACCAAAUAUCGCCGUCCUCGAAACCUCCCGGAGGUCAAGAUCAAAUGAACACUUUAAACCCACAAAACAGAAGUUCAGCGACAAGACACCUAAACACGGCUUACAACGGAGGAGCAAACAAUUAUAACUCAAAUACAGCGACUAGUAAUCACCAGCAAAAUCAAAAUUUUAAUUACUCUGAGACAGCGACUUUAGUUAAACCCUCAAAUACUUCCAGAAACUUGAAUCGAACGGAUCCAAACCGUAUUGGAUCCAAGCAUCGUAGCGAAACCUCGCCCAUGUUACUUGACAUCGCUAAAUUCAGUACAACCAGAGCUAACAAGAAUAACAGAGAUGCUAAUAGUAGUGCAAUAGCCACAAUUUCAUCUGCCAAUACGAACGAAAUACGGAAAAUAAAUUAUGUUGAACUACCUCCUUUGUGCAGUUGAAUUGUUUAAUUCAAAA
Messenger RNA from Symsagittifera roscoffensis, 3215 nucleotides. Its product is annotated as latrophilin-like protein LAT-2. Gene Ontology annotation, molecular function: transmembrane signaling receptor activity. The transcript has 5 exons. The coding region runs from base 1742 to 3199 and encodes 485 amino acids. NCBI's taxonomy places the organism in Eukaryota, Metazoa, Xenacoelomorpha, Acoela, Convolutidae. Gene Ontology annotation, cellular component: membrane. Gene Ontology annotation, biological process: cell surface receptor signaling pathway. The record is from RefSeq and is a predicted model, not a curated record.